UUGGUACGACGGCACUGUUCCCGUAGAUUCAAAGAUGAAUAAAGCAAAGAGUGGGAAAGAAAAGGAGAUUCCCACGAGGCUUGAGGAACAAUAGGCUAAUACCUUUUCUGCGGCUGUUGGAAGCCAAAGACAGUAGCACCGCCACAGUGACGCUGCAUUGCUUAAUUCGGAGCAUUCUACUUGGAAUCAAUAACCUAUCUCUGGAUCCAUUUUCUUGGAGUCUCCUCAAUGGCAGAUUGAUGCACCUGGGGAUUCAAAUUCGAAUCUUGGCAUUCAAAAAAGCUCGACUUGGAGCUCUCCUCUUGUCCGCCUCUGUCUCCAGCCAUCAUUGCCUUGUAGUUUGUAGUUUAAAGCUCUUGACUUAGCUUCCUGUUAAUCUUCCAAUCAAAAAUCUAUUCAUCCUGCUUUAAAAGUUUAGAUCUUGGAUCUCCAUCCUUGGAACAUUAAGAUGGUUCCUUUUCAAGUGUGGAUAGGAGUGGCAGCAUUGUUCCCUCUCCUGUUUCCAUGCAGCUUGGCGGUGAGUGAGGUGUCGUGCGCUGAUGUGGUGCCGAUGAAGUGGAGGCGGGAUGUGAUAUCGAUCGCCGACUUCGGUGCGGUGGGGGAUGGGAAGACGCUCAACACUUGGCCCUUCAAGAAGGCCAUUUACAGGAUUCAGCACAUGAGGAAGAGGGGUGGGACGAUGCUCUACAUCCCCCCUGGUGUUUGGCUCACAGGGAGCUUCAGCUUAACCAGUCACAUGACCCUGUUUUUAGGCAGAGGUGCCAUCAUCAAGGCCACACAGGAUACGACAAAUUGGCCUUUGGUAGAUCCUCUUCCAUCCUAUGGAAGAGGGAGGGAGCUCCCUGGCAAGAGAUACAUGAGCUUUAUUCAAGGAGAUAGUAUUACCGAUGUGAUCAUUACAGGUGAGAAUGGCACAAUUGAUGGUCAAGGUGAAGUGUGGUGGAAUAAGUGGAGAAAGAGAUCUCUCUAUCACACGAGACCAAACCUCCUAGAGUUCAAGAAUUGUAGAGAUAUUCUAAUUUCUAACAUAGUCUUUCAGAACUCUCCAUUUUGGAAUAUCCAUCCUGUUUAUUGCAGCAAUGUGGUGAUAAAAUACGUGACUGUAUUAGCUCCAUAUGACUCUCCUAACACGGAUGGGAUAGAUCCAGAUUCCAGUUCGAAUGUCUGCAUUGAGGAUGCUCACAUCUCGACAGGAGAUGAUUUGGUGGCCAUAAAGAGUGGCUGGGACGAAUAUGGAAUUGCUUAUGGUCGUCCGAGCUCAGGCAUCACAAUCCGAAGGCUCACCGGAUCUUCUCCCUUCUCUGGGAUUGCGAUAGGAAGUGAGACCUCAGGCGGAGUGGAUAACAUCUUGGCGGAGAACAUAAACCUCUAUGACACUGGAUUCGGGAUCCAUAUAAAGACUAACGUGGGAAGGGGAGGGUACAUCAGGAAUGUGACUGUGAUGAAUGUAAACAUGAACAAGGUUCGCCAGGGGAUCAGAAUUGCCGGGGAUGUCGGUGACCACCCCGAUGAGUACUUCAACCGGUAUGCGGUCCCGACGGUUGACGGAGUGACCAUCAAGAAUGUCUGGGGACUGGACAUCCAGCAGGCCGGAUCGAUACAAGGCAUUCGGAGCUCACCCUUCACUCGGAUAUGCCUCUCCAAUGUCAAGCUUUGGGGAGCAGGCGCACGCUACGAGUCAUGGAGGUGCAUGGAUGUUACUGGCGCUGCACUUGGCGUUCAGCCAGGGCCUUGCUCGGAGCUCGCCAACACAGUUAGUGCAGGGUUUUGCUCAGGUGCUUUCUGAAUGCCUGAUGCUUGUUUUUUUGGGUUUCAUAUGAGUUUGGCUGGAUGAGUAAGCUCAAAAUAUAUUUGAGCUGCCCAGUAGAGUGUUUUGAAUCCAGUAGAAUAUAUAACUGAUGCAGGAUUUAGUUUAUUAUAA
Zingiber officinale is the source of this 1921-nucleotide messenger RNA. RefSeq names its product probable polygalacturonase. The transcript has 4 exons. The coding region runs from base 449 to 1786 and encodes 445 amino acids. Gene Ontology annotation, biological process: carbohydrate metabolic process. Gene Ontology annotation, molecular function: polygalacturonase activity. NCBI's taxonomy places the organism in Eukaryota, Viridiplantae, Streptophyta, Magnoliopsida, Zingiberales, Zingiberaceae. The record is from RefSeq and is a predicted model, not a curated record.